AUUUAUUAGAGGUUAUUAAACUUUUUAAGUCUAAUAGUUGUCAUCAAAAUAAUAGUGAUAUUUUUAAUACAAAGUUCUUUACUAUUAAACGUUUUUUAAAUCCUUAAAGAUUCCUAAAAUGCCUACGAUUUUACCAGAAAACAUAGCUACAACCUCGAAAGAAGCUGACCAUUCUGAACAAAUGUGGAAAGUACUUAAAAAUCAUAUAUUAAGAGAAAGAGCCAGAAAAAAACAAGAACGGGAACAAGAAGUUGAAGAAGAAAGAUUAAGAAAAGAACGGGAAGCCAGGGAGCAACAAGAUGUCAUGACAUUAGGGGAAACGAGAGAGCAAAUUCUACAGCUUGAACAAAAGUUGACCCACUUAAAAGAAGAAAAGCAUCAGUUAUUUCUACAGUUAAAAAAGGUUUUAAAUGAAGACGAUAAUAGGAGACGACAGAAGGAAAAUACAGAAAACUUAAUAUCGCUACAACAAAUACCAGGAAAUAUGGUACAUCCACAAUUAUAUAUUCAACAGCAGCCCCAAUUUCAACCACCGCCACAACAACAACAACAACAACAACAACAACAACAACAGCCCCCUCAACCUCCACGAUUGGUUCCUAUGCCUCAGCAACAGCCACAGCCACCCCCACAAACAGUCUUUAAACAGUCAAAAAGACCUAGGAGUCCUAGUCCACCACCACAAGUACCUGUCACAAUGUAUCAUAAUUAUGGUUACAAAACUCCCACAGUGGGGACUUCUUCUUACCAGGGAUCUCCUCAAAAAGAUGACAAUAGACGUAAUGAAUUAGUACGAGCAGUGCUGUGGAACAAAGAUGACAAUAGACGUAAUGAAUUAGUACGAGCAGUGCUGUGGAACAAAACUCCUCAGUACGGAAACCAACCUAGCGCGUUUUAUCCUGUAGCCCCACAAGAACUUCCCAUUUAUUAUCCGACGAACCGAGAACCCGCAAGAACUGUAUACGAACCACAGAGGAUACAAACUUAUCACCUGGAACCCAAAUUAUCCGACCACUACAUGCUGAGGGCGCAACCUUCCUCGCACGGACACGUAAUCCAUCCGGGACCCAUGCCCAUUAAUCAACAGGCACCUCCAAAAUUAGGUGGAAGUAUUACUGCCGGUUACCCAGUAAGAAGUCAACCACAGUACCAACAGGCCCCGCAAGCGUCGCUGUAUACGGGUCCUGCAAGGACGCUGUACCAGUCACCCGUCACGUACCAGGCAAGAGAAUGAAGACGACGUUUUAUUGUAUUUUAGAGUAAAUUCAAACGUCAAUCUUGUUUUACUUUUGAUAAACGAGUAUAUGCUAUUCAUGAAAUUAUUAACGAUAUAGAAGCACAGUUUUAUUUAUCUUCAAAUCUUACAACAUAAAAAUAAUCAAAUACCAUGAAACCAUACAAUUUUUGACAUAUUAUAUUUGUGUAAUUUUACUUUUACAAUUUACUUUUACAACUUUAUAUUUUGUAAUUUUACUUUUACAAUAAAAUAUGGAUUUUACAAAGAUUAAACUCUUAUAGUACUGAUGAUCAAUAGUAGGAGGUAGAUGCCAUAAAUUCUCGGUCUGAUUUAAAUAAUGUUCAUUUUAAUACAUUUUUAUAAAGAUCAGUACUCACCUGAGGGACCGCAGACGUUCGGAUACAAUAAGCGCCACUUUGUAAAGACAAUGAAGUCGAUUCUACUAAGUAACAAGACAUUUACUCAACACACACACUACACUUUACUCCCGUAUUGUGAAACUAACAAAAUGAACAUAGAUAGCGUUGUGUAAUCAUAUUAAUAUUUUACCGACUAUUCCAGAUGUUUUCUACAAAUAUGACUGUAAGAAUGUAUGAAAUAAAUUAUGCUUAAUUUGUUAUGGAGAAAUAAAUAAAUAAAAUAAAUAUUCCUUCUUACACAUAUUUAUCUUGACUCCCCAUAUUUCCACCUUUUCCAAAAAACCAUAAUAAGUACUUUUGUAGAAAGAUAAUUGGAUAGAGUCGAUAGAAAUAGUCAAACAAAUUACAUGACGCCACUACAUCCUUACGAAAGAGAAAAAAUAAAGGAGGAACUAAAUUACUUUUACCAAAAUUAGAGA
Molecule: messenger RNA, 2075 nt
Organism: Diabrotica virgifera virgifera (western corn rootworm)
Lineage: Eukaryota; Metazoa; Arthropoda; Insecta; Coleoptera; Chrysomelidae
Product: putative cyclin-dependent serine/threonine-protein kinase DDB_G0272797/DDB_G0274007
Exons: 6
Coding region: 119-1234 (371 amino acids)
Biological process (GO): regulation of transcription by RNA polymerase II
Cellular component (GO): transcription regulator complex
Molecular function (GO): transcription coregulator activity
Source: RefSeq, a predicted model, not a curated record